Mercenaria mercenaria is the source of this 4627-nucleotide messenger RNA. Its product is annotated as isoleucine--tRNA ligase, cytoplasmic-like. The record is from RefSeq and is a predicted model, not a curated record. Bases 651 to 4526 code for a protein of 1291 amino acids. Lineage: Eukaryota; Metazoa; Mollusca; Bivalvia; Venerida; Veneridae. Gene Ontology annotation, biological process: isoleucyl-tRNA aminoacylation. Gene Ontology annotation, molecular function: aminoacyl-tRNA deacylase activity; tRNA binding; isoleucine-tRNA ligase activity. The transcript has 29 exons.
CCUGCAUAGUGCUUAUCAGCUCAUGACAGUGGACAAGUGUAUGAAGUUUCAAUCCAUUCCCAGUAGUGGGUACUGAGAUACCAGCUUACAUAUAAGAAUUUAACCCAAAAACUCCUAAGCAGAGCUCCAGAUAAGCUGCGUAUUUGCGUAUUUACGCAAUUAAAAUUGCAGAAAACCCAAUUGAAUUCAUACAGUGUGCGUACUGAAACGCAAUUAAAAUUCCUAAUACCCAAUUCGUAAAAAAUAGCUUGCGUAUCGCAUUUUCCUUAUAACUAGAACGGGUACGAGACUUUAACGCUAGAUUUGACUGACUGGUUGUACAUUACUGCAGAACAGGUUGCAAUUAUCGGAAAAAUAACAGGACCAUUCAGUCGCCUGAUCGGUGUUAUUUGGACGCUUUGUAAACAAUUUUACGCCGAUAAAAUGUAAAGAGGUUGCAGGAAAAAACAUUGUUGCAGCACAAACAAACAAAUUAGUGGGAUAUUUUGCUGUUCAACAAUGACAGUUAUCUGUUUGUGACGAUGCAGUGUCACCAAUACUGGAUGACAUCUUUUGGGAGAAUGCACAUUGCGGUGACCACAUCGUUCGGGAUAUUGUGGAUGAACUGAUCUCAGACUGCAUUAAAAGUGAAAAAGAAAACAACAAGAAAAAUGGCACAGCCAGUGCCGGAGAAAAUCUCCUUUCCAGAUGAGGAAGAGAAUGUACUGAAAUACUGGAAAGAAAUUGAUGCCUUCAAAACUUCAAUGAAACUUUCUAAGGGAAGGCCAAGGUACACUUUCUAUGAUGGCCCUCCAUUUGCAACAGGGUUACCCCACUAUGGCCAUAUCUUAGCAGGAACUAUCAAAGAUGUUGUGACAAGAUGGGCACACCAGAGUGGGUUUCAUGUGGAGCGAAGGUUUGGUUGGGAUUGUCAUGGUCUGCCUGUUGAAUAUGAGAUUGACAAGACUCUUGGUAUUAAAGGACCAGAAGAUGUGGCUAAAAUGGGAAUAGAAGCUUAUAAUGCGGAGUGUCGCAAAAUUGUCAUGAGAUACUCUUCUGACUGGGAGCACAUUGUGACUCGACUCGGCAGAUGGAUUGAUUUUGAGAAGGACUAUAAGACAAUGUACCCCUGGUUCAUGGAGACAAUCUGGUGGGUGUUCAAGGAACUCUACAACAAGGGGCUGGUGUAUAAAGGUUUUAAAGUUAUGCCAUUUUCUACUGCAUGUAAUACACCCCUGUCAAACUUUGAGUCUGGCCAGAAUUACAAGGAUGUUGUAGAUCCUGCUGUUAUCAUCAGUUUUCCCUUGGAGGAGACCCCAGACAUCUCUAUGAUUGCUUGGACAACUACACCCUGGACGUUACCUAGCAACUUAUCACUGUGUGUCAAUCCAACCUUGGACUAUGUCAAGGUCAAAGACAAUAACACUGGAAAAGUUUACAUCAUGAUGGAAGCUAGGUUAGAAGCUCUGUUCAAACAUCCAGAGGAAUACACCGUCCUAGAAAAGUUUCCAGGAAAAGUGCUUGAGAAUAAGAAGUACAAACCACUUUUCCAGUACUUUACUUAUAUGCGAGAGAGGUCUGGAGCAUUUCGUAUUCUUUGCGACAGCUAUGUAACGGCAGAAAGUGGUACAGGAGUUGUACACCAGGCCCCUUAUUUUGGAGAGGAUGAUCAGCGGGUAUGUUUGAAGUAUGGAAUCAUUACCAAAGACAGUGAGAUGAUCUGUCCUGUAGACGCUAGUGGCAGGUUUACAGCGGAAGUUACAGAUUUUCAAGGACUUUAUAUCAAGGAUGCAGACAAGAAGAUCACAAAGAAGCUGAAAGAUGAAGGACGGCUUGUACACCAGAGUGAGACCAAACAUAGUUACCCAUUCUGUUGGCGGUCAGAGACGCCACUCAUCUACAAGGCUGUACCAAGCUGGUUUGUCCGGGUUGAACAUGCUAAAGAACAGCUGUUAAACAAUAACUCACAGACAUACUGGGUGCCAGACUUCGUGAAGGAAAAGCGGUUUGGUAACUGGUUACGAGAAGCCAGAGACUGGGCUAUAUCCCGUAACCGGUACUGGGGAACACCAAUUCCAUUGUGGGUCUCAGACGACAUGGAAGAAGUUGUGUGUGUGGGAUCGAUAGAGGAGCUCAAACAACUGACCGGUGUCAAAGAUAUUAAUGACCUGCAUAGAGAAGUGAUUGAUAAGUUAACUAUUCCAUCAAAACUGGGUAAAGGAAAGUUGAAACGUGUAUCGGAGGUGUUUGACUGUUGGUUUGAGAGUGGCAGUAUGCCCUACGCUCAGGUUCACUACCCAUUUGAACACAAGAAAGCCUUUGAUGAUUCGUUCCCAGCAGACUUCAUCGCUGAAGGCAUUGACCAGACUAGGGGAUGGUUUUACACAUUGCUUGUGUUGUCGACCUUGCUGUUUGGAAAACCACCUUUCAAGAACUUGGUGUGCAAUGGACUUGUCCUAGCCUCAGAUGGACAGAAGAUGAGCAAAAGAAAGAAGAAUUAUCCUGACCCUCUGGAGGUUGUUCACAAAUAUGGAGCUGAUGCACUCAGGUUGUAUCUGUGUAACUCCCCGGCUGUGAGAGCUGAUUUCCUCCGCUUCAAGGAAGAGGGUGUGAGAGAUAUUCUCAAAGAUGUUUUCCUACCCUGGUAUAAUGCCUACAGAUUUCUCAUGCAGAAUGUUGAAAGAUUGGAAAGGGAAGAGGGUGUGUCCCUAGAAUACCAUGAGGAGAAGUUGGGCAGCUCAGGCAAUUACAUGGACAGAUGGAUUCUAUCAUUCACACAAUCUCUCAUCAAAUAUGUCAGGCAAGAAAUGCAAGCAUACAGACUUUACACGGUAAUGCCAAGGCUGGUAAAGUUUGUGGACGAGUUGACCAACUGGUAUGUAAAGAUGAACCGUAAGCGACUGAAGGGAGACGGUGGGCCUGAUGAUUGUCUAGAUGCCCUCACCACGUUGUUUUCUGUACUCUUUUCAAUGUCCAAAGUCAUGGCCCCACUGAUACCGUAUAUCACAGAAUUGAUGUACCAAAACUUGAAGCAUCUGCUGGACCCUGCAGCAAUGAAGGGUCAGGACACUCGCAGCGUGCACUUCAUGAUGAUCCCCGAACCUAGGGAGGAUUUGAUUGAUACACAUAUUGAGUCAGCUGUUGCCAGUAUGCAGUCAGUCAUUGAACUGGGUCGUCUUGUCAGGGAAAGGAACACUUUACCGAUCAGGUAUCCCUUGAAGGAAGUAGUUGCUAUUGCUGGAGAUGGUGAUGUGCUGAGAGAUAUUCAGUCACUGCAGUCUUAUAUACUUGAGGAGCUGAAUGUUAAGAAACUCACAACUACAACAGACAAAGAGAAGUAUGGUGCCCGGCUGCAUGCAGAACCUGAUCAUAGAGUGUUGGGAGCCAAACUGAAACAACAGUUUAAAUCAGUAACUAAGGCCAUCCAGGAACUGACAGACAAACAGCUGAUGGAUUUUGAGAAGACUGGAGAGAUCGAGGUCCUUGGAAACAAGCUGGUGGAAGGAGAUCUAAGACUGAUGUACAAGUUUGAUGGAGCUAAGGGAUCACCAACAUACGAUGCACAUGCAUAUCCUCAUGUAUUAGUGCUAGUAGAAGUGACACCAGACCAGUCAAUGUUGGAUGAAGGUUUGGCAAGAGAUGUUGUCAACCGUAUCCAAAAAUUGAGGAAGGAGGCUGGCUUGAUGCCGACAGAUGACAUUACAGUGUACUAUGAUACCACCCCAGAGCUCGGCAAAAUUAUCACUAACUUCUCAGAUUUUAUUUUCUCAACCAUCAAACAACCUCUGGUACCUUACCCAGUACCACCCGGACAGAAAGUUCUGGUUGUAUCAGACCCCACGAAGAAGGACUACAAGGUGAAAAACAACAAAUUAGAGAUGGCUAUUGUUAAAAGGGGUGCUGAUGGUGCGGCCUCAUCAUCUACAGCUCCAGUUGUGGCGACACUGUCACCAGCUCCUGUGAAAAAUGGUGUGAAACCUGCGUGUAAAUUUGUAAAUGUCCAGUUAUGUGGUAUGAGCUGCCAUGAGGGCCGUGGAGGCUCCAACCAGGCCACAGUACUGCUGGAGAAUCCACAGGGUCAGUUUGUUUUGUCAGCUGACUCACUGAGAAAACAGGCACAGUCUGUGUUUGGUGUCAGGGGACGGAAAGUAAAAGUUUAUUCGGAUGCAAAUCUUCAAACAGUCCUGCCAUCAUCUGGAAACACUAGCAGUUUAAACAGAAAAACAUUGUAUGUGGUCCCCUGUACUGGUGAGGUUUGUGAUAAAACCACUGCCUGCAAUAUAACGUCUCCAGUCUGCCAUUUUGCCAAUGUGGAGUAUAAAGGUGCUGGUGGGAAGAGCUGCAAAGGGACACUACUCUUGGAGAAUCCCCGAGGAGACACUUGUACAAUGGCACAACUGCAGUCUCAGGUGCAGGUUUUGGCAGGACAAAAUGGCCGACAGGUGAAAUUGUACAGAAAACCUGGUCAGAAAGACGAAGUUACUACACAGAAUGUUAAAAACCUGCUUGAAUUACAUUCUGAAACCCUUUAUGCGGUGUGUCAAUGAUGACAUAAAAAGAAUAGACAUUAUAAUAAAAAGUUCCUAUUUAUUGUUUUAAGACCAGUGCUGUUACUAUAAAUAAACAAAAUAAAGUGUUUGUAACUUUA